Haplochromis burtoni (Burton's mouthbrooder) is the source of this 3728-nucleotide messenger RNA. RefSeq names its product methylenetetrahydrofolate dehydrogenase (NADP+ dependent) 2 like (gene mthfd2l). Gene Ontology annotation, cellular component: mitochondrion. Gene Ontology annotation, molecular function: methylenetetrahydrofolate dehydrogenase (NAD+) activity; methenyltetrahydrofolate cyclohydrolase activity; methylenetetrahydrofolate dehydrogenase (NADP+) activity. Bases 265 to 1404 code for a protein of 379 amino acids. Gene Ontology annotation, biological process: tetrahydrofolate interconversion. The record is from RefSeq and is a predicted model, not a curated record. The transcript is spliced from 9 exons. NCBI's taxonomy places the organism in Eukaryota, Metazoa, Chordata, Actinopteri, Cichliformes, Cichlidae.
CCUAUACUUAAACUCUAACCUGUAUAACUUUUGUGAGAUUUUAGCCAAACAUUUAUCAAAAUUUCAGACUACACACACCACUCCAUUAUGGCACAACCACACUCUUUGACCCUCAUCUUGUUUAUUGGGCUCUGGCCUCCCUGCUCACAUAUGGGCUGUGUUUGCCAUUACAGUUGCAGCUCAUUUCAUGAAUGCACUCCCAGGCAGUGCACACAACAAAGGAGGCCAGCUCUUCCUCAUAAGCCAAAAGAUGUGUAGUGUGUAAUGCAGAGUAUCAUUCAUCAUCGUCUACACGCUUCCCUGCCCCCCUCUCUCUCACACACACAAACACACACACACGCACACACACACACAAACAUGGCGGCCUCUGUUUCACCGCUACGCUCCUCCUUCAGGAUUUGUAGCCCUUUAACGUUACACCAUCACUGCUGCCGGGCCAAACUGCGGAUGCACAGAAAAUGCGAGAGUCAAAAGAGACAUCUACACGAGUCGGCGACGAGGCAUGCCGCUGUGGUGAUUUCCGGAACAGAGUUAGCUCGUCAGCUCCACAGAGAAAUCCAGCGUGAUGUGGAAGAGCUGGUAGCUCAGGGCAACAUGAGACCACACCUAGGUGUGGUCUUAGUGGGUGACGACCCAGCCAGUCACACCUACGUUAAGAACAAGACCCGCGCAGCCAGCAUCCUGGGUAUUUCCAGUGAUACAGUGGUGCGGCCCAGCACAGUGUCUCAAGAGGAGCUGCUGGAGCUGAUUGACAAGAUGAACCGUGACUGGAGGGUCAGUGGCUUAUUGGUGCAGCUCCCACUUCCAGAGCACAUAAAUGAGAGAGCAGUAUGCAACGCCAUCGCUCCAGAGAAGGAUGUGGAUGGCUUCCAUAUUGUGAACAUCGGUAAGCUGUGCCUGGACCAAAGAUCCAUGGUGCCAGCCACUCCUGCAGCUGUCUGGGAGAUCAUCAAAAGAGCAGGUAUUGAGACUGUGGGGAAGAAUGUCCUUGUUGCUGGUCGCUCCAAAAAUGUUGGAAUGCCCAUUGCAAUGUUGCUGCAUACUGAUCGCCAUCAUGAGCGUCCUGGAGGUGAUGCCACAGUGACCAUUACCCACAGAUGUACUCCAAAGGAAAGGCUCAAAGAGCUAACCCGCCUGGCUGACAUCAUUAUUGCAGCAGCAGGUGUUCCUGAGCUGAUCACAGCAGAUAUGGUGAAAGAAGGUGCAGCAGUCAUUGAUGUGGGUAUAAAUCGCAUCAAGGAUCCAAACACAGGAAAACUUCGGCUCAUUGGUGAUGUGGACUUUGAGGGAGUGAAGGAGAGAGCAGGUUUCAUCACACCUGUCCCCGGAGGGGUGGGUCCAAUGACGGUCGCCAUGCUGAUGAAGAACACUGUGACUGCUGCCAGAAACGCACUGAUGCAUUAGACACACACACACACACACCUACACCUAGACACACACACGCGUGCACACACAGUAUAAAGAUAUUUAUUUUAACAAGGGCAGACAUCAUGCAGACAUGCAGAUAUAGAUGCAUACAUUUAUAUAGGCACCCGCACAGGCAGACCUCCUGCCAAACAUCUAACACAGUUUUAUUUGAACAUCUGUGAACUCAAGACUCAAUACCUGCUGGGAAAUCUACUUGAUAUGUAUUGCGUUUAUAAUAUUUAUUUAUUCAUUUAUUUAUUAAGUUAUUUAUUUCAGCUUUCACUUUUUAAGAAUUUAUAUUAAUAUUUUUUCUACUGAUGUAAGUUUGGUUCAUUUUGAGCAUAAUGAAAUAAAAACAUUUCAGUUCCAAAGUUUUUUUCUAUUUAGUUUUUUCAUGAUUUCCAAAAGUAUUUUGUUGUGUGUUUGUUCUGCUUUUGAGUGUAGUGAGACAGUAAAGCUCAACCAUGAUUACGGGUUAUGCAUCUUAAACAUUAGGCUGCUGAUUCCUGAUCUAACAGACAGCUUUUCAUUUCCUUAUCGCAUCCUCUGCAAUGCCUCAAAUCCAAAAAUAGGGAAGUUCUGAAAAAUGAAUGUAACCAGUGAAAAGAUUCCCCAAAGACAUUUCAUCUUUUGAUCAUCAUAAUAAUUAGAUAAUUAAUCUAUAGAUUUCUGUAUGGCUAUCCAUUUUCCUAAUGAUGGCACUGCUCCACUGUCUUAAGGCUAGAGGCAGGCCAUCUUGGACUACUUGUCAGUUUUGCCCCCUUCCUGAUUUCUCAGUUUUUUUUCUCUCCAUAUUUGUCACACUUACAUGUAUCAGAUGUUAACACGAAUUUUAAUAAUAGUCAAAGAUAACUCAUGUAAAUAAAAAUUACAUUUUAAAAUGAUAACUUAAUUUAUUAAAUAAGAAAAAAGCUAUUUAAAGCUACCCGGCCCUGUGUAAACACAUCUUCAGCUAAUUCUGGACUCUAUGGCGGAUAAUUUAUAUUUGAAAAUGAUAUCUCAUGCUCCCUGAGUCACUCUUAUAAUUUGAGCUAGAUGAAGCAGCAUUGCCAUCUAGAAAUGUGCCUGUACUAUAAAAGAAGAAAAGAAAAUCUACUGAUGGAAAAGCCUGGUGAUUGAGUAUGUUCAGGCAGCCGCCUGACCUCAAUAUUUGGGAACGUAAUAUAGGUAGCUGUGGGACAGUAAAAUAUAAUGGUGGCUCCACACCAGUUUGCAAUGCAAUCCCCAAAGGAUUUGUGUUUUCUCCCAAAAAUGAAGCGGUUGUUCGGUUGUCAGGUGAAAGUGUAAACCAUAUCACUUUGGAGCCACCUCCUUAAGGUGAUAGUGAAAAACAAAAAGCAAAAAAACAAACAAAAACAGUAAACACAUAAUUGAAGAGUUCAUCUAGAAAUGCUUGGCCCCCUAUCAAAUUUUUUGAUAAAACUUUUAAUUAAUCUAAUUCUAAUGUGCUGUAACCUGUCUCUAUCUAAUUCUCUCUUCACGUGUUAAGAGGCCAAAGAAAAAUAAAGCUUCCAUUGUGAUCACGCUGAUGAAAAAAGAGAGGAUUUCCCAACAUCCGCUGUCAGUGAAGCAACUUUACUGGACUGUGAAACUGAUUGAAAGUCACCCAGCCAGUGUUCUUCAGAAGCACUUGCCUCUGGGGAUCUCGUGCCUCCCCCAUAGGCUUUGUCUCUGCAUGCCUAUGAAGUAAAUGACUUGAUUCAAGUCGAGUAUCAAAAGGAAAUACUUUUCAUUUUUCAAAAGAAAAAAAGCCUUCAGUGUUUUGAUUGGCUGUGAAAAUCUGGAUAAAUAAGCUCAGCGCAGACCUGUUGGUCACACCUGUGCAGGCAGAAGGAGCUGAACACAUCACAUCACCAAAGGACAACAUGGUCACACAAAGACAGACGUACCUGGAGAAACCGUUUCUGCCGGCAGUGACGGUGCUGGUGCUUUUGGCUGCAGCAGGACAUUCUGCAGUGGUGAAUGAUAAUCUCCAGACCAAAGCACCGCCUCUGUCAAACUCAUCUCUGACCACUCAGUUUAGCAACAGUGAGUGUUUUAAGUUUGAGUUUUGUGACGGUGUAGAAACACAUGGCAUUACAGUGCUUUAUCCCUGACAUAUAUGAAAUCUACAGAGCCCCAAAUGUCCCCAGUGACGUCACGAUAUAUGCUUGUUAAGUUGUGGGCACAAGGUUUAAGGUCUUAUAACUGAAGCUUAUCUGCAGAAGACCGGUGUCAAAUAAUGCCGCCUGUUAAUCAAGGAAUUAAUAAUAAGAAUGAAUAAUUAAAGUCUUAUAUUUCUGUUAAAUUUUUGUUUAUGUUGAUUGUUUUAUUCUCCCUCU